AUGCGAGUGGUGCAGUCUGUUUCCUCGCUCACACACUCGUUCACUGCCAUGCCAGUGAUAUAUGCAGACGGACGGCUAGGGGAGAAACUGCUUGUUAUUCUUCCCGAGAAAAAAGGAGUCUUCCCGCAGACGGGACAUUGGCAGGCACCAAACCUGCUGGUGUUAGCCGGAAAGACUCACUUCAUGACGAAGUCGCAAGUUCCAGCUUUCGUCAAGGAGUGUGUGGUUGGGCCAUCGUCCCCUCCACUAACAGUACUUCUUGUCGACAGCUGGGCUGGGUUUGCGGACCACACCAAUGUGUUGUCAGAGGUCCCUGAAGACAAGGAGCUCCGUUUGAUGACUAUUCCACCGGGAGCGACUGUGUCAGCCUCUGGAUGUGUACUUCUUCCGACUCUUCAAGCGGUACAUCAGGGCGAUUAUGCUCCACGAUCACGUGGCGCAUAA
Molecule: messenger RNA, 444 nt
Organism: Haemonchus placei
Lineage: Eukaryota; Metazoa; Nematoda; Chromadorea; Rhabditida; Trichostrongylidae
Source: the annotation of a GenBank genome assembly